Messenger RNA from Dromiciops gliroides (monito del monte), 486 nucleotides. RefSeq lists its product as uncharacterized. The transcript has a single exon. The record is from RefSeq and is a predicted model, not a curated record. The coding region runs from base 1 to 486 and encodes 161 amino acids. Lineage: Eukaryota; Metazoa; Chordata; Mammalia; Microbiotheria; Microbiotheriidae.
AUGGCGGGCAACAGGCUCAGAGACAAGUCGGCCAGCAGAUACCUCAGCAGGCUCCAGAGGCAGGAGCAAAAGGAGGAGGAAGAGGAGGGGACCUGUACCCUGCAGCACCCACAAUUAGAGGAGGAGGGAGAGGAGACUAAGGGGGGAAAGGAGCAACUGCAGCAUCCGGAGCCCCAGGGUAAUGCAAGGGGGGAUAAGAGACCCCACUCCAAGAAAGUUCACUUUGCCUUUUUCCAGAAGGGAUACCAGCCCCUAAAGGAGGAGACAGAUGAAGAGAAGUCCAAAGAGAACUAUUGGAAGGUGGUCAAGAAGUAUGGCAAGAAUGCUGGGAAAAUGAUCAUUGAAGAAUGUCGGUCAUACUUUACCACUGAUUUACAAGGACUUGACACAACUUACUCAUCACCCUUUGCAGAAUCAGCUACCUUCCCUCCCUUGAGUCAAAGAGUUUGUCCUAUCUGCUCUAAGCUCAAGCAGCGAGGACUUUGA